Grus americana (Whooping crane) is the source of this 7479-nucleotide messenger RNA. It is a transcript of the gene GTF2E2, whose product is annotated as general transcription factor IIE subunit 2. Lineage: Eukaryota; Metazoa; Chordata; Aves; Gruiformes; Gruidae. Gene Ontology annotation, biological process: transcription initiation at RNA polymerase II promoter. The transcript is spliced from 7 exons. The coding region runs from base 122 to 829 and encodes 235 amino acids. The record is from RefSeq and is a predicted model, not a curated record. Gene Ontology annotation, cellular component: transcription factor TFIIE complex.
AACCCACUUCCGGGGUGGGGCGUGACGCCGGCGGCGCGGAGCCUGCUGGGAAGGCGGCAUGGCCCAAUAGGCGGGGAGCGGCGGUGCUCGGCCUGCGCCUCGCGCUCCGGCGGGCGGAACUAUGGAUCCAAGCUUAUUGAGAGAGCGAGAGCUAUUCAAAAAGCGUGCCCUCUCCACACCAGCAGUAGAAAAACGUCCAGCGCCAUCUUCUGACUCCUCUUCAAAAAAGAAGAAAGCAAAGGUAGAACAAGGCACUUCCUCGAGCUCAAAACAAAGCACAGAUCACAGCAAUGGAUCAUUUAACUUGAAGGCCCUUUCGGGAGGCUCUGGCUACAAGUUUGGAGUCCUUGCGAAAAUAGUGAAUUAUAUGAAGACUCGGCACCAGCGUGGCGAUACGCAUCCCUUAACCCUAGAAGAGAUUUUGGAUGAAACGCAGCAUUUAGAUAUUGGACUCAAACAGAAACAAUGGUUAAUGAGCGAGGCUCUAGUCAACAAUCCGAAAAUAGAAGUUGUAGAUGGGAAGUAUGCUUUCAAACCCAAGUACAACUUGAAAGAUAAAAAGGCUCUGCUCAGGCUCUUGGACAAGCAUGACCAGCGAGGGCUGGGAGGAAUCCUUUUAGAAGAUAUUGAGGAAGGGCUACCCAACGCGCAGAAAGCUAUAAAGGCUUUAGGGGACCAGAUCAUCUUUGUUAAUCGUCCCGAUAAGAAGAAAAUUCUUUUCUACAAUGACAAGAGCUGUCAGUUUACUGUAGAUGAAGAUAACUGGCACCCAACCAUCCUAAAAGAGUUAUCAGAGGGAGAUCGCUACCUUGUUGCUCUUAGUUUGUGAUAACUCCAGCGUUAACUGUGAAAUUUAAUAAAAGAGCCCAUUUUAUUAAGACGUAGCAAGAGACACCUGCCAACUCUUCAUCAGGUAGCCAGUAUAAAUCCAAGGCUCUUCAUAUACAAUACAUUAUAUUUUAGCGUACCCAGCACUGAUCUGUGUUUAGGAACGAGCAAUGCAGGCGGGUUGCUAUGGAAGGGGGGAAGAGGUUUAAAAAAAACCCCUCUAAAACACCUUGAAACAAAAUGUUUAAGCCUUUUGGCUCAAUUUCCCGAUGAAGGAAGGCAUUUGAGCCUGCAGCGCCUGUAGCGAAGGGGCCGUUAGUGUGCAGUGUGUGCGCAGUUCAAGGUGGCUUUGCUUUCUUUCAUCCGCAGGUGGCAGCAUGUUCCCAUCUGAUCAGAAAGUGAUGAUUUUUUUUUUUUUUAUAUUCCUGCUGGUUUUGGUUUUUCUUUCAUGCAGAUGAUGAUGCUUUGUUCUGAGAGGGCGUAAGAAUACUUUCUCUUUUGUGAAUUUUGUGAUCUGCCUGCCUAUGCCACGACUCUUAAAACAUCCCUGGGUGGGUUCGCUUACUUAUUGCAGCUGGAACGGGUCCUUUUUUCCAACCGUUGUUAUCCUGUGAUGAAGAAAACCCAUCCUUCCCGAGCAGUUUUGCUUUACGAUUCUUUCCAGAGCACCAGAAGCAUGUCUCUUAGGGAGUCAUCGGCAGAAUUGUCUGCGUACAGGAUGAGUUAUGACACGUUUCUGCGUUAGCAGUGCUAUUUCAGCUCGUUAUCUCCGGCAGCGUUAAAACAAAGUUUCUAGAGGACUGCAAAAUAAGCCUUGAAGUGUUGUCAGACUCUUUGAUCUAGCAGCCGAUGACAGUUCAAAAUAUGUUUCUAGUUUCAUGUUUAUCCCUAGAAAUGAAGGCUCUGCGCUCCUCAGCGUGUGAUUCUGCCGUAUGACACUCACUCUCUGGUUUCGAACACAUGCGAGCUGGGAUUAAAACCCUCUAAAAGUUAGGCGUCCUCUCCCAUCGCUGUCUGAGCUCCAUUGGUAGUCAGUAGAGAAAGAGGAGCUGCCGGGGCAGUUUGGAGGUUGCUGUCUAAAGUAGGGGGAGGAGCUGCUUUCUGGUAGCGCCUAUCUCUACCCUGACUACGGUUAUUUUGAUAGCAGAACAAGCUUUUGAAAAUAAACCCCAAGGAACUGCAGCAGUAGUGCAGUACCUAUAUAUCAUGAUCUCAAGGGUACCGGAGAAGGUUUUUGCAGUAAGGAACGGCUUUUGUUUUUCCUCUUAUGCGAUUAGCCAAGAAGGGUUCAGAUUGCAUGUGUUCCUUCUUGACUUCCUGACUAAUUAAUCUUCUGUCAGUAGUGUGUAGCUGAAAGCGUUUAUAAAAGCCGGGCUAGAUUUCAGGUGCUUCAGCCAAGGAAAGCGCUGCCUUUUUGUGCUGGGGUUAAGCGCUUUGCAUGUGAACCAAGCUUUCACCCCGUGCCGGCUGACUGCUGACAGGCCAGUUUGAUUGCUUAACUGUUAGAGAUGGUAUCUGUCAUAUCUGAAUGCAAUAUAGGAAGUAUUUUAAUGCCUAAAAAUUUGGAUACUUCAUUAUACAUGUUUUUAAUAGUCUUCCUAAGCACCUUCGAAAAAAUUUAAAGAAUGGUCAAAGCCUCUUAAAUUUAAGAGCAUCAAAAUUGCUUGGGAUCAGUGAUGACAUGCAGCUCUGGCUGUGAAUUCUAAGAUGGUCCAAGGGCAGCACCGACUUAAUAUGAGACGCUUUUUCCUUCUGGUGUGGAUCUAGUACCGUGCUCCCUGGGACUGUUACGAAGCAGGAUUCCAUCUUCCCCGCUUUUCAGUUGUUUAUUCCCUUCCUCCCUGUUAUUGUCUGUUCUUGUCCUGUGCUCAGAUUCUGGCUCAGCUCAGUGAAGGUUUUUAAGCUGUUUUUAAUCUCCAGCAGAUUUUAUUACCAGCGUGAUAGAGCAGCUUAUCUCCAGAAGCCAUCUCAACUGUUUUACAAGAGCAGGUGAGGCAGUCAGAAGUGCGGGAUAAGCUGCACCGAAGUCACCGUGCAGCCAUUUACCCAUUACUUUGUUCUCCAAAUGUAAGCCUUUAUAGAAAAGGGAGCGUGUUACAGUAAAAUCACUCGGGGAAUGUCAGAGCAAAUUGGUUUUGUAUAUGAGGCACCCCGUGAUGAAGCAAAGUUGAGGUAACUGUGCAUCCUUACCCCUUGGGUAUUUCGGAGAGAGAAGGUGUUUGCAAAAUCUUUGUUACGCUGCCUCUGCUUUGCUGUGUGUUGGUUACUGCUGGUCAAAGCUCAUUGUUUUAAGUGUGUGCGUGCAGACAUCGUGAUGCUGGAGAUGUUAGCAGGCAUCGAAACUGGCCUUUUGAUGAGCUCGCGAUCUCAUUCCCUCCUCUCAUUACUUGAAAGAGCAGAAGUUAGCUAUCUGGAGGAGCAAGGGAGCAGCCCGUGAGUAGUGUUCAUUCUGUCAAGCUUCUGAGUUAAAAUAUUUUAGUGAUCAAAUUGCCAGAUAUUGUAUACAGGAUUUGUUCAUUGUCCAGGCAAGACACCAAGCACCUGCCCUCGGGUACCGGGAUCACAAUUUUCUGCUUCUUCUGGGUGAAAUCUGCAACACUGGCAUCAGGACUUAAAAGCCCCGCUGAAAAUGUGUGUGUCUCCUUGCGGGUUCACAGCACCUGUGUUGCUUUGGCCAGAAACUCUUUGGAAAAUUCUCCCCAGGGGAUUUUUUUCUGGGUUCCGUCUUGUCAUGGCAGCCUAAGCGGUAGAAGAAACUGUCGUCUUGUCUGAACGCAGCCCGCUGCGGUCAGGUGAAGCCUUACCCUCUUGGCUGCUGGACUUUUUUUUUUCCCUUCUGUAGUUGUUAUAUGCUUGUUCUGGCUGAUCUAUCAAAUAGUUUAGUGGCUCUGAUAGAAGAGUCUCUCACCUUCGCUGUGCUCUGAUGGUGUACAGGUCACCUAGCUGUUGACAGGACGUGGAGAAGGAAAAUGGGAUGUGCUCUGUAAUUGUAACGGUUACGUGCGCCGCAGGAAUGCAUGCAUCUGAACCCGUGCUCCGUGCCUGGCUGAAGCAGGCCAGCGUGUGGCGAGCUUUCUGCUCCAGCAAUCCCCUUCCCGCGCUGCACACCAGUACCGAGCUCCUUGCGCCCUGUCCACGGAGCAAAUGAAGGCAUUGUUAAAAAAAAAAAAAAAAAGGAUCCGGUAUAUUGAAACCGUCUCUAGGAACUGCUUUCUGUUGUCGUUGUCCGCUCUUCAGACACAUCAGCUCAUCACAGUGUUCUUCUUUCUGUCUUCUCCCCUCCCCAGAGACAGGCCAGCCUGCCGCAUCCUCCUGCCUGGCCGUAAGCGUGGACACUACUCCAGGGGUGGUGGAGGACAGGAAUCGGGUCGCUGCGUGCCCUUUCCUCCUCCCUGGCCCCUCUCAUGAACUGCUUUUUACAACUGGUGACCCCCUUUGUUUCUUGGAGCCACAGCAAAGGCCAGGGUGACAGUAUUUCACAUUCUCCUCAAAGAAGUUGGAGAAAUCUCUUUCUCUCUUGGGCCAAGGGUAUGAAUUUUGAGGUGCAGAAAUACCACAGCUACAAACGCGGACGGUUGUUUAUUCAGAGCUGCAGUUAUUGCUGGCUUUUCCCAUAGGCUCUCGUAUUUCAGAGAGGAUGUCACAAUAAUUCAGAUAGCGUAUUCCCAAGGUCUAAACUUUCACUAGCUGAUAGGGGCAUAGUCCUUGGAGACUUGUGAAUAAAUCUGACAGGUAAUGUGGAAAUGGUUCAGUGCCAGCCAGCCAGCUGCUUUCUUUCUUCGGUUCUUGCAUUUAGCUCAGUGUCUGGUGUUACACCGAAUUGGUUUUGUGAUGAGAUGAUGGAUGUAUCUCCUUUUCCCUUUAGAUGGUACCCUAAACGCAGACAGCUAGUAUGUCCAGCCGUCUGGAGGGUGGCAGCUCUGUAUGCUUCUCCAGCUUUUAUUUUAUGCUUUUAGUUCUGAACCAAGCCUUUAACACAGAGUAUUUCCAUGGCGGGGGGCGGGGGGGGGGGCGUGGUGGUGUGACUCCCCCCUUUCCUAGGCAAUAAGAUAUUUUAAUGCCCUGUGUGGAGCUUCAGCAUGGGAAGAAGGUUCUUUUCUAGUUACCGCAAUCAAAGCAAUAGCGCUGAAAGCAGCUUGAUUUAUGAAGGAAUUUUUAAGUGGAGUUGCAGAAUACUUUAUAGUGACUCUGGUGGGGCCAAUUAGUGCAUUAAAUUAUCUGUAUGUAAAGUCCAUUUUAGCUCUGCGGUUUUGAUUCUUGGUGACUGUUACAUUCGUAUUUCUUGGCCAGGUUUAAAAGGUGACCGUGAAGCUGUAAUGAUGGUAUAACCGCUGCAGUACAAGAAAUGCAAAACGCUGUGGUUAGAUAUUAACUGUGAUCUGCACUUUUGUGCAUGUUGAUCCUUGAAGAGCUGACCGUUUAUUUUCUAGUGUUUAAUUUUUCACUUCUGUUCCCCAGAAGAAUGUAGACUGGUUUAACCUUAAGCACCUAUUCUUAGCCUUUUUUUUUUUUUUUGUUUUGUUUUGCACUGGGGCAUAUUUGUCCAUAUAUCAUGAGCUCUAAUAAGGAGACACAUCAUCUGUGUUUGUAGCAGAACAUUAUAAAUACAAGGACACUGCCAUGUAACGAUUCAGAGUUAUCGAGUCUCUCAUCUGCUGUCGCCUCGCGUACGCGUGCCUGCCGUGCAUGUCGGAGGACUGACCUGCGGCUCUUCGUCGUCUGCGCAGGGCCAGGGGCAGCGUAGCACAACGCAACGUUAAAGUCUGUCUAACCGGAAUCCGUUUGAGAGUCAUGCGUUCACGUGCAGCCUUGUCACUUUGUGUGUGAACUGCAGAAACACACGAUUUGAAAUACGGUUACAGGGGAAGGGCGAUACUGCAUUUGCACACCCAUCAUCUGAUUCAUCUUUCCAAGCACCGCUGGGUCUCGGUGUCCAGCUGAGUCCAGCUUGGGUGUUCGGGACAGGGAGGGGACACGCACAGAAAGGAAAUGGCUUAAAGAGCACGUUCUGCUCGGUCCGGAGGAUGCGACAGGACCCUUGCGCAGGCUUCUGCUGUGAAGACUUAAUCUGAGUGCUCAUCGCUGAGAAAUUUCUCUCUUGCGUGUUCAGCUUUGAUCAUAACACAACCUUCUCCACCUGCCGCAACAGGAUUAGGUGAGAGAUGAUCUGUGAUAGCAGGCACCGCGAGCUAUGCCAAAAGCCUGGAAUUGCACUCAAAAUGGAUGAGCAGGCGGAGAACGUCCGACUACGGUGUCGGUCCUUGCCUUAAGUUAUCUGAAAACUGCAGUCUCGGUGAUCCUGCUGCGCUGUAUAGCCUGUGUGAGAAACAAGCUGAGCGCUAUCUCCGUGGAACCAAAAGUGGUGUUUUGACAGGAUUUAGUUCUCUUCAAAAACGCUGCAUUACCAAAAAUGAACAUUGUUGUUCUUCCCUGGCGAAAUUCCUUUCUUUUGUUUCCUGGAAAGCUUGAACAGCCCCUUACAGUUGGCAACGGGAAGAAAAGAAGGACCUGAGACUUAAAGCACGUACUUUCAUAGAAAAACAAGAUACAUUAGGAAGGGAGCCGGUCCAAGUGCAGGAACCAAGUCUGUUACGUACGCCUUUUGUACAGCGCCGUUUUGUUGCAGCGUGUCUGUGGCCGACCGUCACUGGAGCGUCUCAUCGCCUGCUGCAUAGGACAGCUUCUUAAGCGUGCAGAAGUUGCGGUUGUUUUGACAACUGUAUACUAAAUUUAUCUGGAAAUAAAGGGAAAAAUUUAGUCUUGCGUUGCUAUGUGUGCCUCGUGUUUUAUUUAUAGUUUGUUAGCCAAACCUGCUGACAGGAUAUAUCUAACUUACUGCCUGGGGAAUGAAGGGAGGUAGGAUUGUACCAGCCGCUGCCUGGAGAAGGCAUUCCGGAGGCUCUGCGAAACUUCACAUCAGGCAGAAAGUGUGCGGGCAGAUGGCAGCUGCUCUAAUUAAGACUUACUGUCUCUGUCUUUUUCUCCUGCUGCUGUGGCUUUUAAGGUAUCUCUCUCCUUUUUAACACCAGAGGAAUUUUAGUAAUUUAUUAUCUGUGCAGCACGGUACGUAUUAAAUUACAGUGAUAAACGAGCUUAAACCCACUGAAGUCAAUGUCUUGAAUCUUCAGUAAAUUGGACUAAGAUGACAAGUCUCCCAAGACAAUGGCAGCUGAAGAUGUGUAAAUGAAGCUGCCAUUUAUGGUUGGUUAUUACCCUUCACCAAGAUCUUUUGAACUGAGGCUUAUAAAACACAUUGACAGUCUACGCAGCUAUAGAGAUGCUAGGCAAAAAGAGAGAUUCCGUAGCAAAUUCACAUUCAAAUCACAUUGCCCGUGGGUGCUCCCGAUGCUGGAGUGCAGUUAGCACAGAUGAGAAUCAGCUCAUCUUUUUCCAUUAAGCGUUUUGUUGUUUUGUCGGUUGGGAUUUGGGGGGGGGUGGUUUGUUGGUUUGGUUUUUUUUUGGAAGUGCAUCCAGCGUUUGGUAAAGGCUGUGGUAAUUGGGUGCCUGCUGGCGGCGACCGCUGCAUCCGUACGGUCACAGGCUGACGUGCCAGAAUAUUUCAGCGUUUGAAAUUGAGUCUGUUUCUUUCCCUUCGUGCGGGGGCUUUGCCCAGGGUUUGUUCGUUAGGAUAUAAAAUGAGGUUUUCUUUGG